Messenger RNA from Ruditapes philippinarum (Manila clam), 1227 nucleotides. Its product is annotated as E3 ubiquitin-protein ligase TRIM33-like. The transcript has a single exon. The record is from RefSeq and is a predicted model, not a curated record. Gene Ontology annotation, cellular component: chromatin; nucleoplasm. The coding region runs from base 127 to 1191 and encodes 354 amino acids. Gene Ontology annotation, molecular function: zinc ion binding; ubiquitin-protein transferase activity. NCBI's taxonomy places the organism in Eukaryota, Metazoa, Mollusca, Bivalvia, Venerida, Veneridae. Gene Ontology annotation, biological process: positive regulation of DNA-templated transcription.
ACAAUAUAGCAUAUAGAGUGGCGAUGAAACGUCACAGCAGUGGGCAUUACCCUGUAUGGUUGGAAAUUUCGGGUUUGUAAGUGCACUAGUUGGGACUACGUCCCAACUAACUAUAGUACAGAUAAAAUGGCCGAGUGUAUGGAUCAUAGCAGGACUGUUAUUGGAGGUUCUGAUGAAGCAGAAGUUAUUUCUUGUGAACCUUGUGAACAAGAUGGAAGACAAACGGAGGCUGAAGGUUUCUGUGUGGAUUGCUCGGAAUAUCUCUGUGGACAAUGUUACAAGAAUCAUAAACUUUUUAAAGCUUUCAGGAGCCAUGUUCUUCAUGAUAAACACACUAUGCCUCAAACUGUGAAGGAGAAAUAUGUCCAAGAUGUGUGUGUUACAACAUGUAACCUUCAUAAAGACAAGGUCAUUGAAUAUUUCUGUCUGUCAUGUGACACGCUUGGAUGCACUACAUGUAUUACAUUAAAUCAUAGGCAAUGUGAUAAAGUGGAACACAUUCCUAAACUUGUAAAGGCUAUAAAUAUCACUGAUGAUCUACAAACAUAUGUAACUAAAAUUGAUGUCAUUUCACAGCAAGUUCAAGAUGAUAGAAAUACACUGAACUCAAUGUCAGCUAUAGCAGAUGAUAUGAGAAAGGUAGCAAAAACUGAGCUGAAUAAACAACGUAACGAAAUUAACAAAUUCUUUGAUAAACUUGAGAAGGAAAUGGAGAACAAAAUUGAUGAAAUACAUGCAAGUAAUACAACCACCUUCACUAAAACUUGUACAACAUACAAUACCAUGGAUAAAGACCUUAAAGAACUGAAAACAAAGAUUGAUAUUAAAGAGAAAGUUGGUCAACACUGUGAAGCCUUUAUAGCUAUGAAACAAUCAGCUAGGAAUACUGGGAUCAUUGAAAAACAAUUAAGAAGUUUAUUGGAAGGAAGAAAAAUACUGCAGUAUGAACUUCUUCAUUCUCCUCAAAUCACAGACAUGAUGGAAAAGGUAACUGAGAUAUGCAGAAUAGAGACUGUUAUACCAAAAUUACCAGCAAAAUCAAACAAUAAAACUUCCGAACAACCUUCAAAUCGUUCUGAUACCUACUCUACUACAACUAGCUGUUUAGCAAAUAAGAAAUCAUUGACCAGUCUUCGACUUAACCCACUCGACCGACGACCGAGUCGAGUAAAUUUGCGGGUGGUCGAGUGAAAAUUCCAAGCUGGUAGCCCGUCUGGUCGAGGGCUU